GCAUGUGGACAGACUGUGGUGCUGCUGUGAUACUACCAACAGGCGGGACUGUGGCUCUGCAGUGUGAUCGUGAGCUGCACAGCUGGAACAUGAGCAGAGGGCUGGCACGCGGUCCAGCUGCGACCAGAUGACUGAGGACCGCCAGCAUCAACGCCGAACAAGGACCCGGGUGUUUUCUCUUCUAAUGAGUUCUGGUGGAGUUCGAUCAUCGGCGCGUCUCUCUGCAUGACCUGGUGCGUCCACUCCGUUGCUGAAAAGGCGUUUUGAAUUGCUGGUGCUGGUAAUGUAACGCGAUUCAUCUCAGUGCUCAUUCCACAACUCACCACUGUAAGUGAGAGCAUGGGACCCUUCAAACUCUAAAGUGAGAAGCAGAGUCAAGAGUCAGACCGCAGGGAGAGAGGAACAAGGGAAAAAACAGAGAGGAAAGGAACUAUGGAGUCCAUAUUAUCGGAGCAGUCGGCCACAGUGGACGAGCUGUUGGAAGCGUGCAUCCAAGCCUUUGAUGAGAAAGGUACUUUAAAGGAUGCUUCCUUGGUCCGGAUGUUCCUCAUGAUGCAACCCUGGUACAUCCCUUCAUCCGACAUGGCUAAGAAGCUGGUGCUCAAAUCUCAAGAGGAGAGCUGCAAUGCUGAGCGUCGAACAAGAAUAUGCCACCUUGUCAAGUAUUGGAUCUCUGAGUUUCCAGCAGAGUUCAAUCUGAACCCAGAGCUGGCGGACCAGAUCAAAGACUUUAAAGACCUCUUGACCACCGAGGGCAACGAGCGCCAGAGUCAGCUCAUUGACCUCGACAGUGUGCCGUCAUAUAAAUGGAAGCGGCAGGUGACUCAGCGUGUCCCAUCAGUGUCCAAAAAGAGGAAAAUGUCCCUGCUGUUUGACCACCUCGAUUCCUGUGAACUGGCUGAACACCUGACCUACCUGGAGUACAAAUCCUUCUGCAAGAUCCUGUUUCAGGACUAUCACAGCUUUGUGAUGCACGGUUGCACAGUGGAUAACCCCAUCCUGGAGCGUUUCAUCACCCUUUUCAACAGCGUCUCCCAGUGGAUCCAGCUCAUGGUGCUCAGCAAGCCCACCGCCCCGCAGAGAGCUGCCGUCAUCUCCCACUUCAUCAGAGUGGCACAGAAGCUACUGCAGUUGCAGAACUUCAACACGCUGAUGGCGGUGGUGGGCGGCCUCAGCAACAGCUCCAUCUCUCGUCUCAAAGACACGCAGGCCCACAUCAGCGCAGAGACCAACAAGGUCUUUAACAAUCUCAUCGAACUGGUGACAUCAUGUGGGAACUACAGUCAAUACCGCAAGCGUUUCUCCGAGUGCUCAGGCUUUCGAUUCCCUAUCCUCGGCGUGCACCUGAAAGACCUUAUAGCCGUGCACGUGGCGCUGCCAGACUGGGCAGACAAAGAGAAAACGCGGGUUAACCUGACUAAGACCCAACAGCUGUACACCAUCCUUCAAGAGCUGGCGCAGAUCCAGACCACCCCGCCUAGCAUCGAUGCCAACACAGACUUGCUGAACCUGCUUACGGUGUCUCUGGACCAGUACCACACAGAGGAGGAGAUCUACCAGAUGUCCCUGCAGAGAGAACCUCGCAAGCCAGCUCAGAACUCCAGCCCCUCCCCAACGCCUGACCCCAAGCCGACCAUGAUCGAUGACUGGGCGGUGUCGGUGAAACCCAGCGCUGACCCGACGAUCAUCAAGAAACACAUAGAGAAGAUGGUGGAGUCGGUCUUCAAGAACUUCGAUACCGACGGUGAUGGCCACAUCUCCAGGGAUGAAUUUGAAGCAAUCAGGAACAACUUUCCUUACCUCAGCAAGUUUGGAGAACUGGACAAAAACCAAGAUGGGAAGAUCAGCAGAGAUGAGAUGAUAGACUACUUUAUGAAAGCCAGCUCCCUGCUUAACUGCAAGAUGGGUUUCAUCCACACUUUUACUGAGGCCACCUACGUCAAACCCACAUUCUGCGAGCACUGCGCCGGCUUUAUAUGGGGCUUCUACAAGCAAGGCUACAAGUGUAAAGCCUGCGGGGUGAACUGCCACAAGGCCUGCCGAAGCCGCCUGGCUGUUGAGUGCCGGAAGAGGACCAAAAGCAUCAGCCACGAGACGCCGCCGGCUCUCCAGGCCAGAUCUUACAGCUUCCCUCCACCUGCCAACACCCCACCCAGCCUGCAGAACACAGUAAUUGCUGAAGAGGAUAUAGAGACAGUGGAGGAAGGAGUGUUUGAUGUCCACCUAUAACCAGAAUCCCUCCUCCGGUUGCCGUGCAAGAAGCCAAAACAGCUGACUGUCGGAAUGUGCAACAGUAUGUCAGUUUUACAGCCCUCAACACUGAGGAGAAAUUGCACUGAACACAAGCCAGGAUACCUACAUGCUGCCACACAGCGGACACAUAAUGCAACAGCAACUCCACUCCAGCUAACUCACAUGAAUGUGAUGACCAAUGUGAAUGGAAAGGCUUUGUAUUAUUUCUAUGUAAAAAUUCUGCAUUUUGAUUGUUGAUGUCAGCCAAGAGUGUUACUUUAAAACUGAUUAUAUAUUAAAAAAAAAUAAAAAAUCCUCAAAAUUGUAUUUUCUUGUUGGAAUGUUAAAGUCUGUGAAUUUGAGCUGCAAAUUGGAAUGGCUGUCUACUUUUUCCUGUAAAACACAAAAGAGGUGCUGUUAUUGCCAAGAAUGUAAACCUGCCACCCAGACUAAGCCUAAGUCUUCUUGUUUUGAAAUACAUUUCAAUGGACUAAUAAUAGGACCAAUUUUGAUGUCAGAUAAAGUAUUGUUAAUGUUAUGGUGCACAUCUGAAGCACGAUGACAAAAGUAACCAUUUUGCCGACAAAAGAAGCAGCUGAAAUGACUGUGUGGACAGUUAUAAUUAGGAUGGACUUUUAACUAUGUUAUAUUUUUGUCAUGUUUACCUGAAUAUCAGUAACUGUCCUAUAGCUAUUGCUGUUGUGUUGUUUUCAGCUGUCAGCUAGAUGAUCAAUUAUCGUGCAGUACUGUGAAUGUAGCAGAAACAGUGACAUACCGCUGUCAGAUGAAGAACUCAUCUUUCCAAAUAAAUAUGUUGACAGCAAGAGAGCGGGGAGGAUGUCCCUCUGAUUACUCUUCUCGGUUUUUAAACAAGCUUUGAAGUUAGUAAAAAUGAAAUAAGAUAAAGAAUAAUACUAAACCUGUAAUGAGUAAUGAGGCUUUUCAUUUGACAGCAGCGUAUAAAUAUUAUUUCCCUGAGAAUCUGUUUUGAUGCAAGUUGUGUUUUGCUGUUUUUAUCCUGCAUGCUUCUCCCUUCAUGGCUCUAUUCUUUGGCCAGAUGUCUCUGUUGCAAAGGAUUUUGUACUUUUUUUUAAAAUUUUGCACGGCAAGUUAUAAUUUAUUUAGGCAACAUGAAGUCUUGAAAUUCCAGACAGAGCAAAUAUUUCUGUUGCGUUGUGCCCGUAGAGAGAUGAAUUCAGACUUCGAGUGCCAUAUUGUUAACUGCUGGUUUGUCAUUGAAUGAGACUCCUCACAUUGCUGGUAUUUAUUUUUAUGUAUAAAUAGCUAAAUAGCUGCCAGUCCUUUUGUGUCUCUCCCUGCCUGACGAAGGAUGUUUGUUGUCAUUCUGUGAAUGAAUCUUUCAGACAGAUGUCAUGUUACUCAUUGUGGUCCCCAGACAACUCCCCAGUAUUAAAUGCAGCAGGCAUCACUAUAAUAUCUGUUCUGGUUGAGAAUUUAUGUGGCUAAUAAGAAUGAUACUAAAAAAAAGCAA
This is a messenger RNA of Micropterus salmoides (largemouth bass), 3724 nucleotides long. Its product is annotated as RAS guanyl-releasing protein 2-like. Gene Ontology annotation, cellular component: plasma membrane. The transcript is spliced from 18 exons. The record is from RefSeq and is a predicted model, not a curated record. Gene Ontology annotation, molecular function: calcium ion binding; guanyl-nucleotide exchange factor activity. NCBI's taxonomy places the organism in Eukaryota, Metazoa, Chordata, Actinopteri, Centrarchiformes, Centrarchidae. The coding region runs from base 433 to 2229 and encodes 598 amino acids. Gene Ontology annotation, biological process: Ras protein signal transduction; positive regulation of GTPase activity.